AUGGAGGCAGCGAGAGAGCGCAUGCAGCCGCACAUCCGGUGGGGCGCGGCGUCGCCGGGCGCGGCGGGCGGCGGGCGGCCGGCGCGGCGGUGGCGCCCGUCGGUGGCGGCGGGGCGGUGGGCCGCGGCGGCGGCGGUGGCCAGCCCCGCGCGCGAGAAGCGCCGCAAGGAGGAGGAGAACGAGCGACAGCUGCGCCGAAAAACUUCCGGAGAGGUGAGCAUCGACCACGUUACGACGGAGGAGAGCACGACGGACGACGCGCCCGCGGGCGGCGGCGGCGCCCCGGGCGCGGGCGAGAGCGACGCCUCGCGCCAGGUGGAGGGCGAGGACGCGCCCAAGCGGCCCGCGCAGCUGCUGGGCAGCACCGCCCCCGUCCCCGCGCCCGCGCCUGCCGCAGCCCCCGUGCUGCAAGCGGUCACGGCCAAGGGCGUGACGGCGCGUGCCGAGCCCGCGGUGGCGCGCAUCGUCGCCGACAUCAAG
This is a messenger RNA of Gryllus bimaculatus (two-spotted cricket), 480 nucleotides long. NCBI's taxonomy places the organism in Eukaryota, Metazoa, Arthropoda, Insecta, Orthoptera, Gryllidae. The record is from the annotation of a GenBank genome assembly.